Molecule: messenger RNA, 1674 nt
Organism: Candidozyma haemuli
Lineage: Eukaryota; Fungi; Ascomycota; Pichiomycetes; Serinales; Metschnikowiaceae
Product: FMN-dependent alpha-hydroxy acid dehydrogenase
Exons: 1
Coding region: 1-1674 (557 amino acids)
Biological process (GO): lactate metabolic process
Molecular function (GO): heme binding; L-lactate dehydrogenase (cytochrome) activity
Source: RefSeq, a predicted model, not a curated record
AUGUUUAGAAGACUACCGUUUGCUCGUUGUUCCCGAAAAGUGGUGAAGGGCAGCAAUGCUCGAAGACUUGUUUCUGGUCGAGUGGGUGCUACCAGAGUGAAGCCCACGAACUGGAAACUUCCACUUAUCUCGGCACUUUUGCUAUCUGCUGCUGCAGUAACUUGGAACUCGAUCCCUGUUGCAUUGGCCUUAGAGGAAUCUACCCGUCAGGGCGUCACGGUCGAAGAGUUGCAAAAACAUACGUCUGCAGAAAGCGUCUGGGUCGCUAUAAACGGUAAGGUCUAUGACUUGACAGGAUUCUUGACAAGACACCCGGGAGGAGCGGGUAUCAUACUAAAAUACGCAGGUAAAAAUGCAUCUACCAUUUUCAACAAGUUUCAUGCUCCUAACUUCGUGGACAAGUAUUUGACGCCUGACGAGUGCUUGGGUCCUUUGAUAGGCGAGUUGGAGCCGGAAAUAGAUAUCACCGAGGUGGGUAGCAGCGAAUUGAGACAAGAGUACAUUGAUAACAUGCCGCCAAUCUCAGAAAUCUUCCGUGUUAGCGACUUUGAAUAUAUCGCUAGGAAAAUCCUUCCGCCUUCAGCAUGGUACUACUACUCAAGUGGCGCUGAUGACGAAGUUACGCUCAGAGAGAACCACAAUGCAUUUUCGAGGAUAUAUUUCAAACCUCGCGUGCUUGUUGAUGUCAGUAAUGUUGACUUAUCAACCACUUUGAUGGGUCUGCCUGUCACCGUGCCCUUCUACUCCUCGGCCACUGCACAAGGUAAAUUGGGGCAUCCUGAUGGGGAAUGUUCAAUUGCAAGGGGUUGUGGGAAGGAAGGUGUCAUACAAAUGAUCUCAAACUACUCGUCUUAUCCUUUGGCAGAUAUUAUUGGCGCCGCAGAAAAGGACCAGCAUCAGUGGUUUCAAUUAUAUCAUGAAAAUGAGUCUAAUACGAAACUGUUGGUUUCAGAGUGCGAGGAGCUUGGCCUCAAGGGAAUUUUCGUCACCGUUGAUACUCCAGAGCUUGGUCGCAGAGAAAAAGAUAUGAGACUUCGAGCUCAGAUCGAGGCAAACUCUGAUAUCCUGGAUGACUCCUCCGGAGCUCAAGACCUAAAUUCUGCCGUGAGUUAUGGUAAAGAUACCUCUGUGACAUGGAAGGACGUUGAGAACAUUUCUUCGGGGACUCGCAUUCCAGUGGCUAUUAAGGGCGUACAGAGCGUUGAUGAUGUUGUCUUGGCAGCUGAAAAAGGAUUUAAGACGGUGGUGAUUUCUAACCACGGUGGUCGCCAGUUGGACUACUCCCGUGCUCCAGUUGAGGUUUUGGCAGACGCCAUGCCUGUUCUCAAGGAAAAGGGUUUGGACGGCAAGAUUGAUAUUUAUGUGGAUGGAGGAGUCAGGCGUGGGUCUGAUAUCAUCAAAUGUUUGGCCUUGGGUGCCAAGGGUGUUGGUUUGGGUAGAAUCUUUCUUUAUGCCAACUCCUGCUACGGUGAAGAAGGUGUUAGAAAAGCCAUAGAGUUGUUGAAGUCAGAAAUGAUUUUGGACAUGAAACUCUUAGGUGUUAAAAAAAUAUCAGAUCUCGGCCCGCAACACUUGGACUUGAGAAGCAUCCACUCCAGGCUACCGCCUAACGACAAUUUGUACAAUGAAAACUACGAGCCCUUAACCCCGCCAACUUUCAAACACGAACGUUAG